CCCCGCAGCACAUGACCCGCCAUGGAGGCGCUCCGGCGCUGCCCAGAAGUUUGGAGCCGGGGGAGCGGGCGGAGGCUGCCCGACAGGCGACGGCGGCGGGCGGCGCCCAGGCGCGGGCAGCGCCGGGCUGCUCAGCACCCUGCCUGACCUGCACCUCGGAUGGAGGCGUCGCUCGGAGGAAGCAGGGACGGUGAGGUGGCCCUGGGACGGUAGCCAAAGCGAAGUGACACCUCUCUAGUGUGGCCCGGCCGCCCGCCCCCGGCGGGGCAGGCUGCUCUGCACUUCUGCUGUGUUUUUGAUCCAGGAGAGUGUGGGCUGCUGCUGGCAGCUACAGGAUGAAGUCGCCUCCCUGCUGCAUGUCUCUUUCUUCCCAAGCAUCCCUGGAGGAACCGGGGAGUAGCACGUCCCUGGGCUCCCUGGACUCCAGUGUUUUCUCCAGUGAGGAAGAGCAGGGGCCUGUGCUCCACAAGGUCAUUCCCUCCUUAGACUGCUUUACUAUCAAUGUGGGAGGCAGCCGCUUUGUGAUGUCCCAGCAAACUUUGUCUUGCUACCCUGACACCCGCCUUGGCAAACUGGCCGUAGUGGUCUCUGCUGCUCGGGAUGUGGCCUCUGGCCUCCUUGAGCUUUGCGAUGAUGCCAACCUUGUGGAGAAUGAAUAUUUUUUUGACCGGAGUUCACAGGCAUUUCACUACAUCCUGAAUUACUACCAGACAGGGAGGCUGCAUGUGAUGGAGCAGCUUUGUGCACUCUCCUUCCUGCAAGAGAUCCAGUACUGGGGUUUGGAUGAGCUCAGCAUCGAUUCCUGCUGCAGAGACCGGUACUUCAGGAGAAAGGAGCUGAGUGAAGCCUUAGACAUCAAGAAAGAUGCAGAAGAACUGGAUGCCCAGGAUGAAGAAGAGGACUUUUCUGGUAGCCUAUGUCCCAGUGUCAGACAGAAACUUUGGGAAGUUUUGGAAAAGCCUGGCUCCUCUGCAGCAGCCAGGACUUUCGGCACUCUGUCCAUGGCUUUCGUUGUUGUGUCCAUUGCCAACAUGGCUUUGAUUUCAGUAGAGCUAAGCUGGCUGGCACCACCACUACUGGAUGCCCUAGAGUACCUGUGCAUUGCAUGGUUCACAGUGGAGUUUGUUCUGAGGUUCCUGUGUGCACGGGAUCGGUGUCGUUUCCUAAGGAGUGUGGCAAACAUCAUAGACCUCCUUGCUAUUUUACCUUUCUACAUCACCUUGCUGGUGGAAAGCCUGUGUGGUGGGGAGAGCUCCCAAGAACUGGAGAAUGUGGGGCGCAUUGUCCAAGUUCUGAGACUGCUCAGAGCCCUGCGGAUGUUGAAGCUGGGAAGACAUUCAACAGGCUUGCGGUCUCUUGGAAUGACUAUAGCACAGUGCUACGAGGAGGUUGGCCUUCUGCUGCUUUUCCUCUCUGUAGGAAUCUCUAUAUUUUCCACUGUAGAGUACUUUGUUGAGCAAGGCGUGCCAGGCACAACUUUCACAAGCGUACCUGGUGCUUGGUGGUGGGCAACAACUUCCAUGACAACUGUUGGUUAUGGUGACAUUAGACCAGACACUACCAUUGGUAAGGUAGUGGCCUUUAUGUGUAUACUGUCAGGAAUACUGGUUUUGGCUUUGCCAAUAGCUAUAAUAAAUGACCGUUUUUCUGCCUGUUACUUUACACUGAAGAUAAAAGAAGCUGCCCUUCGGCAGCGUGAAGCUUUAAAGAAACUCAUGAAGAACUCAUCCAGCGAUUCAAAUAUCAAUGUUAAUUUGCGAGACAUAUAUGCACGCAGUGUCAUGGACAUGUUACGGUUAAAAAGCAGAGAAAGAGCAAGUACAAGGAGCAGUGGAGCAGAUGAUUUUUGGUUUUGACUUUUAUUAACCUUGUAUAGCAAAUAAACUCCUUCAGAAAUGUAGUAUUAAGCAUCUUUUUUUAAUUAUUAUUCGCCACAUAGUGUAUUUGCUUUUCCAGCUGGAGUUUUACUUACUUGGACAGACUGAGAUAACUAUUGUAUACAAAAGGAAGCUCUGAAGCCUGCUUCCAGAACAGGAUUGUGGUGGGUGAGAUGGGAAAUAAUGGGUCCAUCAAAGUAAAAUAGCGAUGUAAACACUUGUCUAUGAAUCUUAUGUCCUUGCUAAUGUAUAAUAAUAAAGUCUUAGUGAAAAUUG
Molecule: messenger RNA, 2153 nt
Organism: Falco peregrinus (peregrine falcon)
Lineage: Eukaryota; Metazoa; Chordata; Aves; Falconiformes; Falconidae
Gene: KCNV1
Product: potassium voltage-gated channel modifier subfamily V member 1
Exons: 4
Coding region: 336-1856 (506 amino acids)
Biological process (GO): protein homooligomerization; potassium ion transmembrane transport
Cellular component (GO): membrane; voltage-gated potassium channel complex
Molecular function (GO): voltage-gated potassium channel activity; protein binding
Source: RefSeq, a predicted model, not a curated record